Messenger RNA from Rhea pennata, 3787 nucleotides. RefSeq names its product TBC1 domain family member 23 (gene TBC1D23). Lineage: Eukaryota; Metazoa; Chordata; Aves; Rheiformes; Rheidae. The coding region runs from base 40 to 2130 and encodes 696 amino acids. Gene Ontology annotation, biological process: retrograde transport, endosome to Golgi; embryonic brain development. The transcript is spliced from 19 exons. The record is from RefSeq and is a predicted model, not a curated record. Gene Ontology annotation, cellular component: trans-Golgi network.
UUGCGCUUUACGGCCGGGCGAGGGGGCACGUCAACAGCUAUGGCGGAAGGGGAAGAAGCGCUACCGCUGUCGAGCAGCUGGGAAAAAGAUCUUGCAGAAGCUCUAGAAGAAGGAGGUUGUGAUCUUGAAACUGUGAGAAACAUCAUUCAAGGAAGGCAAUUGCCUGCUGAUCUGAGGGCCAAAGUCUGGAAGAUUGCACUUAAUGUUGUAGGAAAGGGGGACAGCCUGGCAUCCUGGGAUGGCUGUUUAGACCUACCAGAACAGAGAGUAAUUCAUAAGGAUUGCCAAGAGCUAAUUGACCAAUUGUCAGUGCCAGAAGAAGAGAAGUCAAUAUUACUUUUGGAUAUUGAGUCUGUUAUUACUUUUUAUUGUAAAUCACGCAAUGUUAAAUACAGCUCUUUCCACGGAUGGAUACAUCUACUCAAGCCUUUGGUGCACCUUCGAUUGCCUCGCAGUGAUUUGUACAACUGCUUUUAUGCUAUCAUGAAUAAAUUCAUUCCAAGGGAUUGUUUUCUGAAGGGAAGACCAUUUCACCUAUUUAGGCUGCUUCUUCAAUACCAUGAGCCUGAACUCUGCUCCUUUCUUGAUACUAAGAAGAUGACACCAGACUCAUAUGCACUCAACUGGCUUGGAAGCCUCUUUUCAUAUUACUGUUCAGCUGAAGUCUCUCAGGCAAUAUGGGAUGGAUAUCUACAGCAAGCAGAUCCAUUUUUUAUUUAUUUCUUAAUGUUAAUCAUCCUUGUCAAUGCAAAAGAAGUUAUCUUAGCACAAGAAACAGAUAAAGAAGAAAUGAUAAAAUUUCUAGAAACUUCACCAGCCAAUCUUGAUUUAGAGGAUAUAGAAGAUCUUUUUUCUUUGGCACAAUAUUAUUGUAGCAAAACUCCAGCUUCUUUCCGGAAGGACAACCACACUCUUUUUGGCAGCAGCUUGCUGGGCAUCAAAGAUGAUGACAACGAUUUGAGCCAGGCCCUCUGUCUAGCAAUUUCUGUGUCUGAGAUUCUUCAAGCAAAUCAGCAACAAGGAGAAGGAGUAAGGUUCUUUGUAGUGGAUUGUCGUCCUGCAGAACAAUACAAUGCUGGGCAUUUAUCAACGGCAUUUCAUUUAGACUCGGACUUGAUGCUUCAAAACCCAUCAGAGUUUGCACAGUCUGUAAAAUCCCUGUUAGAAGCACAAAAGCAAUCUAUUGAGUCCGGCUCCAUAGCUGGUGGGGAACAUCUCUGCUUCAUGGGAAGUGGCAGGGAAGAAGAAGAUAUGUAUAUGAACAUGGUGUUAGCACACUUCUUACAGAAAAAUAAAGAAUAUGUAAGCAUUGCCAAAGGAGGAUUUAUGGCACUCCAGCAGCACUUAGCAGAUAUCAAUGUGGAAGGACCAGAAAAUGGAUAUGGACACUGGAUUGCUAGUACCUCAGGCUCAAGAAGUAGCAUAAACUCUUCUGUCGAUGGUGAUUCUCCUAAUGGUUCAGGUGAUGGAAAAGGAGUCAAGUCCUUGGUGAAUAAAAUGACGGUUGCUUUGAAGACUAAAUCUGUGAAUGUGAAAGAAAAAGUUAUUAGUUUUAUUGAAAAUACAUCUACACCAGUGGACAGAAUACCUUUCAAUAUUCCCUGGCCAGACAGAGCAAGCCUGGAGCGACAUGUCAGCAGCAGUGACAGAGUAGGAAAGCCCUACCGUGGUGUGAAACCAGUAUUCAGCAUUGGAGAUGAAGAAGAAUAUGAUACUGAUGAAAUUGAUAGCUCCUCAAUGUCAGAUGAUGAUCGAAAAGAGGUUGUCAACAUCCAGACAUGGAUAAAUAAACCUGAUGUGAAGUAUAAUUUCCCUUGUAAUGAAGUAAAAGAAAAUGGACAUAUGUUUCCCAGUCAUCUCCUUGUAACUGCAACCCAUAUGUACUGUCUGAGGGAGAUUCCAUCGCGAAAGGGAUUGGCUUACAUACAGUCUCGCCAAGCACUCAACUCUGUAGUCAAAAUCACAUCCAAGAAGAAACACCCAGAACUGAUCACCUUUAAAUAUGGAAAUAGCAAUACUUCCGGCAUAGAAAUUUUGGCAGUUGAAAGGUAUUUGAUCCCAAAUGCAGGUGAUGCUACCAAAGCCAUAAAACAACAGAUCAUGAAAGUAUUGGAUGCAUUGGAGAGUUAAUAACUAAAGACUUUGCAGAGAACGGUUUGUAAAGAAGAAGCAACCAAGAUACUGUAUGUGGACACAGUCUGACAGCUUUCCAGCUGAAUUUCAAUUUAAGAGAAUUUUCUGUUUGCUGAUGGGAGUGCCUGAGUAGCAGGCUUAAGAUAGGGUAAAUUAUUAUCAAUUUCUGAACAGUUUUUUAAAUUUUCUUUUUGAUUAAUAUUUUCUGUUAUUGCAGAAAUGUUUAUUAUAAAGGUCAGUUUGUCUCAUUUUUUAAAGAAGCUUUAAUGUGAGUGAUCUGUAUCUUGGUAAGAGAGGGUACAGUAUGUAGUUGGAUUUGUAUGACUGUGUAAAAGGAAAGCAGCACUGUCAGGUAUGGAGAAACAGUUGAAAACGGAACUGUCUUAAAUGAUUUGGACACCUGGUAGUAAAAUGUCUCCAUAGCCUACAGUCUCUAAAUUUGAUUUGGCUUACUGAAUAGUAUCAAGGACUGACUAAAAGCACUCCAGUUUGUAAGCAGAGCAGAUAAAAUCUUAGAGAUACUGCUUUCUUCUCGUAAAAAAUGAUUGGAAUCUGGUUAAGAUGAAUGAAAAAAUGCGAAGAAUACUGUGAAAUUAACUUUUUAAAAUGUCCUAGUAGGUAAAAUAAUUGGAUUUGGUAAAUAAGUGCAUUUUUAAAUACCAAACUGAAUUGUACACAAUAAGAAACUUAAUACGGGGUUGCAGUUUUGUAAUUAUGCAAAAUUUUACAUUUCUUAGGUUGAGAUUAUUUCUCCUGUAAAAGUGAGUGUAUGCAUUGAAAUUGGAGUUUAUACUUCGUGACAGAAUAUGAUAGUUGAAAACAAGUUAUCUGGCUGCUCAGAAGUGAGAUGCCUGGGAUAUUAAUUGGACUUUUUAAGAAAGCUUCAAUUCAGCACAGAGUUUGUACCAUUGAAGGUGUGUUGUUCUGCAAGAAAAUUAAUGCACACUGAUUCAGGUGCUGUAUGCCUGCGAUAAAUGUAUUCAUUACCUGUUGCCUUUGCCAAUUCAAUCAUAUGUUUAUAUUCUUUUCACUAAUGUCAUCUUCUAAAUAAGGUAACAUUUUAGAACUAGCAGCUAUGUUAUUGUUUAUCUGCAGCUUUCCAUUUGAUCCAAGAACGGUUCUCUUGGUAGCAAGCCCAGUCCGGGAAUGCCUCUGUGCAUACUGAGGUGGAAAUUAUCAAAAAUUGUAGAAUAACGGUAACUGGGAUUAGCUGUCCUGUGUGGAGUGUUCUGAGUAUUUGAGUCAAAACCCAUGGACUGGAACAAUCUCAGGAGAUAAAAUAAAUGAAACUGACCUUUAUAAAAACUGGCUAUUCUAAGUUAUUUUAGUAGGAAUCAAGCUGAGGCACCUUAAAUCUGGAACUAAUUCCUUUUUCCUUUUUUCUUUUUUUUUCUUAGUACCUGAGUAAACACCAAUAGAAUUUGAACUGUUAAAGAGAUUUGCAUGAAAUUGCACCUGGGCCUAUGCUCAUGUAUUUAUAGUUUUCCCUUGCAGCUGUUGUAUUACUUUUCCCUCUUCCUAGAACCUUCUGAAAAUCUCCUGAAGGGUCUCUGACCCUGCGCCUACUUCAGCAAAGAGAUUUUUUCAUGUAAAGAUGUUUGUGUUACUGUUUAUAAACUACAGUUGUAAAUAAACCAGUACAAUUUGAACAUAA